Molecule: messenger RNA, 1886 nt
Organism: Hordeum vulgare subsp. vulgare (domesticated barley)
Lineage: Eukaryota; Viridiplantae; Streptophyta; Magnoliopsida; Poales; Poaceae
Product: preprotein translocase subunit SECY, chloroplastic
Exons: 8
Coding region: 112-1479 (455 amino acids)
Biological process (GO): SRP-dependent cotranslational protein targeting to membrane, translocation
Cellular component (GO): chloroplast thylakoid membrane
Molecular function (GO): transmembrane protein transporter activity; signal sequence receptor activity
Source: RefSeq, a predicted model, not a curated record
CAGGCUGAGGAAGCCUGUUCUACAGCGUCAUCGUCAUUUCGUCUAGCUUUAUCACCUGGAAAAACCCACCAUCCACUCGUCUCCUUCCUCCGCCAUCGUUCCCGCGGCACCAUGGCCACGGCGACACCGCAGCAAUGCUGCCUUCCGGCCCGCGCGCUCCCUCCUCCCACCUCCGCUCCCCUGCGCCUACGCCACCUCACCAGAGCAGCCUCCUCCUUCCACUUCCCGGGCCGCCGCACGGCAACGGCAAGAAGGAGAGGAAGAGCCGCCUUCGCCUUCUCCCCCAGAUGCACGUUGGAGACGGGUGGCCCGGCCUUUGAUCCUCUAGGGCUCUACAGGGAGGACCCCUCCAGUUCUGAUUAUCAGUCUCCCUUCUUGACAUUUUUCGGUGUCCUCUCUCCAGUGUUCGGGAGCUCCAGUGGAUCCAGGAAAGAGAAGUCAUCCUAUGGCCGGGGAGCAGCAGCUGCAAUGGAGGACAGUACUAUUGAUUUUGGUGACUUCUUCAAGGGUCCUCUACCUGGGAAGUUUUUGAAGCUCCUUGGGUUUUUGGCAUUGUCUCGACUUGGUGUGUAUAUACCUUUGGGUGGAGUGAACCAGGCAGCUUUUGCUGGUAAUCUUGACCAGAACAGUCUGCUGGGCACUUUAGAUUCUUUUUCUGGUGGAGGUAUUGGCCGGCUUGGAAUAUGCUCCCUCGGCAUUGUUCCGUUCAUCAAUGCACAGAUUGUGUUUCAGCUCCUUACUCAGCUUUACCCGAAAUUGCAAGAGCUUCAGAAAAAAGAAGGGGAGGCAGGUAGAAAAAAGAUUCUUCAGUACACAAGAUAUGCAUCUGUUGGUUUUGCAAUUGCCCAGGCUAUCGGGCAAGUUCUUUUUCUUCGUCCUUAUGUUAAUGACUUCAGCACAGAAUGGGUACUAACAUCUGUGACUCUAUUGACACUUGGAUCGGUGUUCACAACUUUCCUUGGUGAAACAAUAUCUGAGUUGAAACUCGGGAAUGGAACAUCUCUUCUUAUAUUUACAAGUAUAAUAUCGUAUUUGCCUGCAUCAUUUGGAAGGACAGUUGCAGAGGGAUUUCAAGCAGGCAAUUAUGUUGGACUUCUCACAAUCAUAUUGUCAUUCUUUUUCUUAGUUCUUGGGAUUGUCUAUGUCCAGGAAGCUGAGAGAAAAAUACCACUCAACUAUGCUUCUCGAUACGGCAGUCGAACUGGAGGACCCCAACGUUCUGCAUAUCUACCUUUUAAGGUCAAUAGUUCUGGUGUCAUGCCUAUCAUAUUUUCUACAUCUUCAUUGGCUUUACCCGCUACUUUGGCACGUUUCACUGGCUUAGAUUUUCUUAAAAAGGCUGCCAUAGCCCUAACUCCAGGAGGUUCUUUUUACCUUCCAACUAAUGUAUUGCUUAUAGCCUUUUUCAACUACUAUUACACUUUUCUUCAAUUGGAUCCUGAUGAUCUUAGUGAGCAAUUGAAGCGAACAGGUUCUUAGUCGUAUCUCUGUCCUAGGAUCUGCCUUUCUCGCUGUACUAGCUGCUGGACCAUCUGUGGUUGAACAAAUCUCUCACUUGACAGCAUUUCGGGGAUUCGCUGGUACAUCAGUGCUCAUCCUUGUUGGAUGUGCAACCGACACGGCUCGGAAAGUUCAGACAGAAAUAAUUUCUCAGAAAUAUAAGGACAUCGAGUUCUAUGAUGUCAAAAGUUCUGACAAAUGAUUAUCUUCCAAACGUGUACUUCAAUAUAAUCUCAUACAAAUUUGGUAGUAUUUCAUUAUUCUUUUCCUUUUUCUCUUCUGUGUAUAUCAGUUAGAUCUCUUCUAGAGGAUCAGAGUUCGGAAAGCAUCAAAUAUGUAAAAGAUACUCUAUUGCUGUGGAAGCUAUACAAACUCAUGUAUAUUUC